UGGUGGCGGUAAUGCACCAUAUAGUUGUUUGCCAACCGCCAUAAAUAUUUAAGAAGAAGAAGAAGAAGAAGGAAAAAAAAACGCUAACCGGACGGACGUUAAAACACAGAUCGUUACUGAAACAUGGCGGUCAAGUCGGGAGAGGAGCGGCUGAAGGAGAUGGAGGCUGAGAUGGCUCUUUUUGAGCAGGAGGUUCUUGGUGGGUCGAUACCAGUAUCAGGAAGUCCUCCUCUCAUCGAGCCUCUACCAGUAGCCUUGGCUGUCCCAGCGGUGCCGAUGGUUCGACCCAUUAUAGGGACCAACACCUACAGACAGGUCCAGCAGACAUUAGAGGCCAGAGCAGCUAGUUUUGUUGGUCCUCCACCACCGGCGUUUGUGGGACCAGUUCCUCCAGUUCGUCCUCCUCCACCUCCCAUCAUGAGACCAGCCUUUGUCCCACAUAUUCUACAGAGACCAGGUGGUCAGAGAAUGCCAGUGAUGCGAGGUCCUCCAGUAGCACCUCCUAUGCCACGCCCUCCUCCACCACCCCCCAUGAUGGUUCCUCCAACAAUGCAGGGCCCAAUACCUCAGGGGUCUGCACCGCCCAUUCAGCACAUGUCAGCUGUGCCUCGGGUCAGAGUUCAAGUUGGUGAUAUGGUCACUGUCCCAAUGGUACCCGCUCCUCCUCCAAGACCAGUAAACCCGUCUUUGGUCAAACCAACACCAUCAAUCAUCCAGGCAGCACCAACUGUGUACACGGCUCCUCCAGUCUCUGUUGUCCAGAGAAAACCUGAUGUUCAGGCCCAGAGACAAGCCAGAAUGGAAGAACUCGCAGCAAGAGUGGCGAAGCAGCAGGCUGCCGUAAUGGCAGCAGGUCUGCUUGACAAGAAGGAGAGUGAUGAGAGCAGCUCUGUCAUUGGCCCAAGCAUGCCAGAGCCAGAACCCACACACACUGAAGUGACACCCAUGGAAAGUGUUACAGAGGACAAAAAAAAAGCAAGAAGUGAAAAGGUGAAGAAGUGCAUCCGUAUUGCUGCAGGAACAACCUGGGAGGACCCCAGUCUUUUGGAGUGGGAGUCAGAUGAUUUCCGUAUAUUCUGUGGAGAUCUUGGUAAUGAGGUCAAUGAUGACAUCCUAGCCAGAGCCUUCAGCAGAUACCCAUCUUUCCUCAAAGCAAAAGUUGUCAGGGAUAAACGGACUGGAAAAACAAAAGGCUACGGCUUCGUCAGCUUUAAAGAUCCAAAUGACUAUGUUAGAGCCAUGAGAGAAAUGAACGGGAAGUAUGUUGGAAGUCGUCCUAUCAAACUGAGGAAAAGUAUGUGGAAAGACCGCAAUAUUGAUGUGGUCCGGAAGAAACAGAAAGAGAAGAAGAAGCUUGGCCUCAGAUAGUGUGUGUGUGUGUGUGUGUGUGUGUGUGUGUGUGGGGAGGGGGGGUGGUGGUGGCUGUGUGUCAGUACAGGUUAGGGUUAGAGUGGCUCAAAAAGGAAAUCUCUCUCAUUCUUUGUGGAGCAACUGUAUGACUUGCUGAUUGUUUUAAGCGCUCAAAUAAAGCUGUUGUUGUCUUCA
This is a messenger RNA of Fundulus heteroclitus (mummichog), 1545 nucleotides long. It is a transcript of the gene rbm42, whose product is annotated as RNA binding motif protein 42. The coding region runs from base 124 to 1368 and encodes 414 amino acids. Lineage: Eukaryota; Metazoa; Chordata; Actinopteri; Cyprinodontiformes; Fundulidae. The record is from RefSeq and is a predicted model, not a curated record. The transcript has 12 exons. Gene Ontology annotation, molecular function: mRNA binding.